This is a messenger RNA of Cannabis sativa, 589 nucleotides long. Its product is annotated as glyoxylate/hydroxypyruvate reductase A HPR2-like. The record is from RefSeq and is a predicted model, not a curated record. The coding region runs from base 97 to 555 and encodes 152 amino acids. Gene Ontology annotation, cellular component: cytosol. Lineage: Eukaryota; Viridiplantae; Streptophyta; Magnoliopsida; Rosales; Cannabaceae. Gene Ontology annotation, molecular function: hydroxypyruvate reductase [NAD(P)H] activity; NAD binding; glyoxylate reductase (NADPH) activity. The transcript has 2 exons.
AGUAGAAAUUUUCAUUCCUUUUUCAUUCUCUCUUCAUCGUUGAGACAUAACUGAGUUACGAUUCACGAGUCAGACUUGGUCCUCAAAACCCUAACUAUGGAGUCCAUAGGUGUUCUGAUGCCCAUCCCCAUGAACUCUUAUCUCGAGACUGAGCUCAAGAAGUGCUUCAAUCUCUUCAAGCUAUGGACCUUACCCAACAAGACCCGAUUCAUAAAGGAAAACGCUGAGUCAAUCCGAGCCAUCAUCGAAAACUCAUUCUCCGGUACCGGUGCCGAUGCUAAUACAAUCAGCACAUUCCCCAAUUUGGAGAUUGUCUCAAGCUUUAGCGUUGGAAUGGAUAAGGUUGGUUUGAAAUUGUGUAAGGAGAAGGGUAUUAGGGUCACCAACACGCCUGAUGUGUUGACUAAUGACGUGUCUGACCUCGCCAUUGGACUCAUGCUUGCUGGUUUGAGAAGGUUGUGUGAGAGUAAUCGGUAUGUAAGGGCCAGCAAGUGGAAGAAGGGUGAUUACAAGUUAACCGCCAUGGUUUUCUUUCAUUAUGCUUAUUUAGUUUAAUUAUGUACAUUUCGAUUUGGGAUUAUUAUCACAU